Messenger RNA from Notothenia coriiceps (black rockcod), 604 nucleotides. RefSeq names its product troponin T, fast skeletal muscle isoforms-like. Gene Ontology annotation, biological process: regulation of muscle contraction; muscle contraction; sarcomere organization. The coding region runs from base 125 to 589 and encodes 154 amino acids. The record is from RefSeq and is a predicted model, not a curated record. NCBI's taxonomy places the organism in Eukaryota, Metazoa, Chordata, Actinopteri, Perciformes, Nototheniidae. Gene Ontology annotation, molecular function: troponin I binding; tropomyosin binding; troponin C binding. Gene Ontology annotation, cellular component: troponin complex. The transcript has 10 exons.
UCACUAUAACAGAAGGACAUAUUCAGCGCGGUAAGUUUGCAGAACCUUACAGCUAGUCUCGGCCAGCGGGGAUCUCCCUUUCUUUCAGCUUUUUCUUUCACAGGUUGUGUAGCCCUACGUCCCCAUGUCUGACACUGAGGAAGUUGAUCAGGUCGAAGAAUACGAUGCUGUAGCCGAGGAGGUAGUAGAGGAAGUAGAAGUGGCUCCUGAGGCGGCCCCUGAGCCAGAACCAGAGCCAGAACCAGAGGUAGAGCCAGAGCCAGAACCAGAGCCAGAGCCUGAGCCUGAGCUUGAAGAGGCUGUGGAAGAGGAAGAAGAAAAGCCAAAGUUCAAACCUGCUGCACCAAAGAUGCCCGAUGGUGAGAAAGUGGAUUUUGACGAUAUCCAGAAGAAACGUCAGAACAAAGAUCUGUCGGAGCUGCAGGGACUGAUCGAUGCUCACUUUGAGUGCAGGAAGAAGGAGGAGGAGGAGCUGAUCGGACUGAAGGACAGGAUUGAGAAGCGUCGCGCUGAGAGAUCCGAGCAGCAGAGGAUCAGAUCUGAGAAGGAAAAGGAGCGCCAGGUCAAGCGUGAGGUUCGUAACAUUUAAAUAUCACCUUUUGAA